AUGACAUUAUAUUUUUGGGGUGGGGUUCUCCUGAAAAAAGGAAGUUAUUUCCUGGACAGACCAUCUAAUAAGGGCAACUACGACGACGAAACCCCUUGCUUUAGCUUAUCUAAAAGCUUGGGGCGUGUAGCUCUCCGUACAAUGAGGAGGGCAGCAUCUGCCUUUGAAUGGAAUCUAGCUAGGGAAAAAGGUAUACCUCGACCUGGGGUGGAUUGGAAGAAGAGCAAGGUCAUUGGUUUGCUAAAUAGAAAUGGAGAUGGUUCUUCUGGGUUCAAAUCCCCGUCUUUGAAUUGGCUCGAUCUGUAUUGGCCACAUCCUCCAUUGGGUAAAGGUGAACUCGGAUGGGUGCGCCAAGGGGUGAGGCUGGAUAAAAUCAUUAGAGAUGCCCGUGGGCUUGUGACUUGGGAAUCUGUAGUCGUCUUAGGCGGUCCGGUUCAUCUUCGAAAGGAGCGUUUCCCGCGAGGACAAUUUGCUAAGCUCAAGCCUAGAGCUGAUGGACCAUUCAAAGUUAUCAAACGCAUUGGUGAAAAUGCCUACAAGAUUGAACUACCAGCUGAGUAUGAGGUUUCAGAUACAUUGAAAGUUUCUGAUCUUUUUCCUUAUUAUGGUGAAGAAAGCACUAACGACUCGGGGGCGAGUCUUCUUCAACUUGAAGGGGAAAACUAG
This is a messenger RNA of Vicia faba (fava bean), 666 nucleotides long. The record is from the annotation of a GenBank genome assembly. NCBI's taxonomy places the organism in Eukaryota, Viridiplantae, Streptophyta, Magnoliopsida, Fabales, Fabaceae.